Molecule: messenger RNA, 6627 nt
Organism: Adineta steineri
Lineage: Eukaryota; Metazoa; Rotifera; Eurotatoria; Adinetida; Adinetidae
Source: the annotation of a GenBank genome assembly
AUGGAAUCUAAUAUUGAUAAUGAGAAAAUAUCAUCUUUAUCUGAAGACAAUAAAGAUGGAUUAUUACCAGGACUUCAAAUUAAUCCACUAUCAAUAAUGACUUCAAUAACUUCAUUUAAACCUGUUGAUGAUAAUCAAGAAAAUACACUUGAAACAACAUGCAUUCCUAAAUCACCAUCUCAAUCAAAUGAAAAUAUGACAUUACUAUCAGAUAAGUACGAUCAAAUGAAUUUACAAAGUUCAUCAUCAACUAUUCAUAUGGAUGAACACUCAGUUGCUGCUUGGGUUCAAUCGACAACAAAUGAAACAGUAGUAUCACCAAUUGAAAGAUCACCAUCAUUACCACCAACAAUUAUUGAACAAACACUAGCACGUAGUCGACGAAAUUCAACUGUAUCAACUCUAUGUGAUUCACAACAACAACAACAGCAAGCAUCAAUUUUUUCAGAUACAGUGUCAUCAACUAUAUCACAAAAUCUAUCGUUGUUAACUGAUAUUCAACGUAGUUAUUCAUUCCCUACAGUUGAUCAACAUAAUAAUAUUGAUGAAGAGAAUGAAGAUGAUUUUUCACCACAGUUUCUUCCCGUACCUGAUUCCGAAGAUUCAGAAAUUGAUAAAAAAAUAAAACCGGUUCCAGUAUCAGAAAAUUCAUCUAUAUUUAAUAGUCGUUCACCGUUGGAAGAUCAACCAAAAAAAUCACCCAAUGUUUCAUUUCAUACUUCUGUUUCUUUUGAAGCUCGUCGUAAAUUACUGUGUCAUCGACGACAACGACAUAAUUCUUGGAAUUUAAAUAAAAACAAAUCUCUAUUAUAUCAACGAUCUAUAUCACAUAAAAUACCAAUGGUAAAUGUUCAAACACCAAAUAAACAAUUUCUCACUAUUUCUUCAAUGCCAACUGGUAUACAAUCUUUUCCUAGUAAUAAAACAACACAAUCAUCAAGUUUUUCUGAUAAUGUUUUUCUUUCAACAUCAACAACAAAUUCUCCUUCGUCAUCUCGUCGUUUACAAUUAACAAAUACUGCUUCAGGUUGUCCAAAAUUUUUAUCUAUGCCAUCAACUACAUCCAUGAUUUCAUCAGGACGUCAUACAUCACAUAUAUCUGAUGCAUCUGGUCAAAGUGGCAUUGAAUCAUCAAAUUUAAGAACAAGUCCAUCUGAACCACCACAUACAGCUAGUAUAAAUGAAGAAGAAGACGAAGAAGGAAAAGCAGAUAGAAAAAAUUUAUUUUUUUUAAAACAACAACGCACUAGUUCAGUCUCAACGGGAUCUUCAAGAACAGCAAGUACAGAAACUUUACCAACAUCAUCGAGUGAAGAUGAAUUCAAUAAUGUACAUAAAAAACCUGAUGCAUUACAGAAAGUUGGUCAACAUCCUAGAACACCUGCUGAUCAACGAUUAGAUGUAUUGAGAAAAUUAACAUGGUUACUUGAGAAAAGACCAACGAUUCAUCCUCGCUCAAAUCUUGGACGUCGAAAACAAAAUCACGAAACGGGUCGUUCAUUAUUUCGAUCAAAUAAUACUAUCAAUGUCACACCACAUAUUGAAUCUGAUCUAGCAAAUACAUCUAAACCAUCUUCACGACUUUUCUCAAGCUCUAUUGAAAAUUCUAGUCAAGUACAUUCAUUACCAAUCAAUUCUUAUCGUCCACAUUCACCAUUACCUUCUCAAACAUUAACAUCAGUCACCGAUCCUCUAAGUCUAAGUCAUACAUCUGUACGUAGUAUCCAUUCUGAUUCAAGUCUUAAUACUCCACUAAUGAACAGCAAGGCAGCAGGACAAAGUUCAACUACUGGUGGUAUUACAUCACUUUCUUCUUCACUUCAUUUACAACGAAGUACUCCUUCGAAUACUAGUCAAUCACAACGAAGACGAACAACACACAAUCGUCGUAAUCUUAGUGGUUUUGCUGCUGUUCAUCGAGAUCGUAAAAAUUCAAUGACUAAAACUAAUACAAAUAAAAUAGAUGAACAACAAAAUAUAUCUCAAACUACACAACAACAACAACAAACAAUACCACUAGUUCGUGAUAUAAAAUUAAUUCUUAAUGAACAUUUAUCUAUGAUUAAUGAUUUACUUUUAAAACAUUCAUGUAAUGCAAGUAUAGAAUAUCCAACACACAAUUCUUCUAUUCGUGAUUUUCUUUAUACACGUUUAAGUGAAUUAUCAUUAAAAAAUCCAAUGAAACAACGUUGUUCAAGAGUUGAAACAAAAGCUUUUAUUGAUUCUAUAACAACUUAUCAUAUGAAUCGAUCUCAUCAUUAUCGUUUUUUAAUUGAUAGUGUUCGAGAUUUAUUAAAAUCAAAUAUUGAUCCUGUACGUUUAUCAACUUGUUCAAGUGAAACUGAAGAUGAACUAAUACAAAAUAAUAUUUAUAAAACAGAUAAGAAUAGUUCAGAUUCUACAAUAACAUCAUUAUCUCAUUUAAAAUUAACUGAACCAAUAAAUGAUAUAAAAUCUUUUAAAGAUCAUCCAUUACGUUUUUUUCGUAAAUUAUCUAAAGAAUAUAUUCGUGAUUGUGAACAAACAGAAAAAGAUUUAACACAAAAAUUAUUUGAUAUAGCUGAUAAACAACAUAUACUUUAUUGUUUAAAACAUGUUGAUAGUGGUCAUACAAAUGAUUUAUUAGCUAUAUUUCAUAGUCGACUUGAUGCAAUCUUUGUUUGGUAUAAUUUAUAUUAUGAAUUAACAAUAUCUGUAAAAAAAUUAAGUGGUUUAUUACGUUGUGAUGAUUGUGAUGAUUGGCCAAAAUUACAUUUUCGUUCACUUGCAACAGAUCGUGAGCGUAAAGCUAAGCGAGCAGAUGAAAGUGAUAAUUAUUCAACAAGUGAAGAUAGUGAUGAUGAAGAUAAUAAUGAGAUUAAAACAACAGAAGAAAGUGAAAUAGAAAGUGAAUCAGAACAAAUACAUAAUGAAGAUGAUACUGAUAUUAUACCUAAAAUAUGUUGGUCCGAUGAACCACUUGAUCAUUUUACCGAUCUUAAAAUAGCUGAUGAUUCAACUGAAUCGACAAUGAAUUCUACAACACAUAAACUAGAUAGAGAUACUUGCUAUCAAAAUUUUGUUUAUUAUAUGGAUAAACGUUCUUAUCAAGUUAAAUAUGAUGGUUUAGCUAGAACAUUAAUUGAGCGUGUUGCACCUGUUCUAGUUAAAACUCGUCUUGCUUUAUUACAGACAACUGAUCGACGUAGAAUUAAUAUAAAACAAGUACUUGCUGGAUUAUCUUUGUCUGAUUUUUGUCUAUCAGAUAUCAAUACAAAUAAUUCAAAAACUAAUGGUAAUACAGAUGAUAUUGAUGAUAAACUAGUUGAUACUGAUAAUCCAGUUAACGAUGAUAGUACAACAAAUAUAAAUAUAGGUGAAUUAACCAUUGAAAAAUGGUUACAUCAUGUAUUAAAAUCAUGUUCAACAAUAAAAACUAUUUGUUCACAUACGGAUGAUAUAUUAAAACACAAUUGGCUUGAAUUACAUGAACAAUUAGGUUUACCAUCAUUAUUACCGUUAUAUUUUUUUAUAAUUAAUGUUUUACUUGAUGUUAUGAAUGAAUGUUUAACUCUCUAUAUCAAACCAUAUAUAAAUAAUGAUAUUAUUGAAAUAGAUGCACUCUGUCGACAACAACUUGUUCGUGAAGCAAAAUUAGUUUUAAGAGACGCAUUAGCAACACGUUUAUAUAGUGUUCGUAUGAUGGAACAAUUUAUUUCGAAUCGUAAAAUUGCUUAUGAAUUAGCAGAUUUUGAUGAAAAUAUUAUUAAUCUCUAUAUGCAUUACAAGCAAUUUUUAAGUACAGUUUCAAUCAAUCGGUCAUAUGAUAUUCAUGUUGAUAAUCAUCAAAUAGAUGUAAAUGAAAGAGAUAGAGAACUUUAUUAUUAUGUUGAUGAAGAAACAUCAGAAUUAAUUAAAGAAUAUUAUUUUGCACGUGAUCUUACAUUAACAUUAGGCAAUCGAGAUUUAAUUCAUGCAUUAGGAUUUCAAUUCAAUGAUCUUGUUAGAGGCAUAUUAGCACAAUUGAAGGAAGAAUUAUAUGAAACAACAGAAACAUAUUAUCAAGUAUUUGCAGCAGAUACAACUAAUACAUCUAAUAUUAGUGAUGGAACUUAUUCAGUUGAAGCAAUGCAAGAAUGUACAAGACCACCUUACUAUCAUUCAUCAACUAGUGUACCACCUGAUUUUGCUCUAUCUGAAUUAUCAAUUUGUGAUGCAUCAGCUUCAUUUUCAGAACAGAAAAAAUGUGAAAUAAUCUAUAGUACACGUGAAUUUCGUCGAAGUUUUGAUACAAUUAAACAACGAACAAUACGUAUUUGUUCAUUGGCUAAGACUCUUAUCAAUGAUUUUUCAAUUGCAGCAGAAUUCAAAUGUCAUAGUUAUGUUGAUCUUUGGCAUGAACUUCGAAAACAUAAUUAUUCUCAAGUUAAACUUCAUUUAGACACAAGUAAUUCGAAUGAUUUCGAUAGUUUUUAUUUAUUUGUUCCACCAUGGUUAUCAACAGAUAAAAAUCAAGUUGAACAAUUACUUAGUAUUAUUUGUAGUCAACAAUUAUCAACAGAUGAAAUUAAAAAAUCGAAUAGUGAUGUAAAACCAUCAUUUAUGAUAUUUAUACCGAAAAGAAAUUCUCAUUUACAAAAUAAUUCAUGGACAGGUGAUACUGUUCUUAUUCGAGCAAGUGAAAGUACACAAUUAGCAUUAAAUUCAACUGAAUUAACAUGUCUUCAUUUGGUUGUAACACGAUCUGAUCAUUGGCAAAAUGCUAUUGAUUUAUUUCAAUAUCAUAUGGGAUUAAAUAGCAAUAUUCAACUUAUUAAAAGAUUAGCUCGUGAUGAAGAUAUUCGUUUAACAUUCGAUCAAUUACCUGAAUAUAUUGAUAAAUUGAGUAAUCAAUUAACACAUCUUGUUCGAAUAUUCAAUACGAUAUGGGAUCAAGAUUCAAUAAAAAUCUUUCUUACAGAAAUAGUUAAAUUUGAUGAACGACAAUUACGUACAAUAGAAUCAAAAUUACUUGAUCUUGUAUUAUAUGUAUAUAAUUCUGGAUUUGAAUUAUUUCGUCUUCUAUAUGAACUUUUACCAUCAAUAUCAAUAAAUGAUGAUAAAAUUUUAAAAAAAUUUGUUAGUACAAUGAAUGAAUUCUUUUGUGAAUGGUGUAAAUGUGUUACAAAAAAAUUUAAAUAUACAUCAAUUCAACAAGCUCGAACAGCAAAAUAUAAAGUUCUUAGGCCAAGAUGGUUUUCACCAGGAAUGAUAUUUCUUGGUUUUUUAGCUAGAUCUCCUCAUUUACAAUUAUUAACUGAAGAUGACUAUAAAAAAUUAAUGACUGAAAUGCCAGUUGCAUUGAAAGCUUUACGUGGAAAUACAUUAGAUAAUCGAGAUGUAUUAACAAUCAAAGCACGUUCAAAUAGUGUUUCAUCAACAGUUUCUACUCGACAACGUAAUCGAUCUAGUACAAGUGGACAUCGACGUAUGGAUAGUGGUGGUGGUUUUAAUGAUCUAUUACCAUUAUUAUCUACAAAUCCUGUUGAACGUAUUCAAAAAAGUAUAGAAAAUCGUGAAAAUGAAAUAGAACAGAAACUUCGCGAGAGAAAACAAAUUGGUCGAAUAUAUAAUAAUAAUAAUAGUACAACAACAACAAGUGGUUCUACAUUAGAUCCUGUUAUAUCAUUAAAAACACGUAAUAUUGCUUUUCCUUGGCGUCGUGGUACACGCAUUGGACAAGGUGGUGCAGGAGUAGCAUUUCGUGCAAUUAAUAGUUCAAAUGGUUCAAUUGUAUGUAUGAAAGAAAUUCAAUUAUCAUCAAUUGCAUCGCGUUCAUUACCAAGUACAUAUCCUGAGAAAUUACGACGUAUAGCAGAAGAAAUAGACAUGAUUAUGUCAAUAAAUCAUCCAAAUAUCGUACGAUAUUUUGGUAUUGAAAAAUAUAAGCGAACAAUUUAUAUUUGUAUGGAAUAUUGUCUAUCAACAGUAAAUGAAUUUUUAAAUGAUAUUCGAGCAUUUCAAAAACGUGCAGAUAGUAGAAAAUCGAAUAGUGGAAUAUGGACAGAUUCAAGUGAUCAAGAUGAUGAAAUUAAUACAGAUAAUGUUCGUUUAGCACCAUCCUUAAAUGUUUAUGAACUUGUUCGAGGCUUUGUUAAACAACUUUUACAAGCUUUAUUAGCUUUACAUGAACAUUGUAUUGUUCAUUGUGAUGUUAAAGGUGAUAAUAUUUUUAUUGCUAAUGAAAAUGGACAUUAUAUUGUGAAAUUAGGUGAUUUCAAUUUAUCUCAUCGAUUAGAAUUAGAAUCUCCUUCAGCAGAUACUACUGAUUCACGAAGUACACAAUUUGGCACUUUAUAUUUUAAACCACCUGAACCAGAAUAUGUAUAUCAAUCUGAUAUUUGGGCACUUGGCUGUACUAUUAUAGAAAUGCUUACUGGCAAACAUCCUUGGGCGAACGUUGCACGACCACAUGAAGAACGUAUAUAUAUUCAAAACCAAUUAUUAGCCAAAAAAGGUCCACCUAUACCUGAUGAGUUAAGAGAUCAACAUGAAGCAUAUGAUUUUAUUCAGUUAUGUUUAACACCCGAUGUAAAUGAGCGUCCAUUAGCUAAAGCAUUACUUGACCAUCCAUAUCCUCGUGUUCGAACAGGUAAAGUUUUGAUUUAA